Messenger RNA from Exaiptasia diaphana, 1269 nucleotides. RefSeq names its product eukaryotic translation initiation factor 3 subunit E. Gene Ontology annotation, molecular function: translation initiation factor activity. Gene Ontology annotation, biological process: translational initiation. Lineage: Eukaryota; Metazoa; Cnidaria; Anthozoa; Actiniaria; Aiptasiidae. The record is from RefSeq and is a predicted model, not a curated record. Gene Ontology annotation, cellular component: nucleus; cytoplasm; eukaryotic translation initiation factor 3 complex.
GUUAGACCCGAAAUGAUGGACACUCUAUACAAGUAUGCUAAAUUCCAGUAUGAGUGUGGCAACUAUGCCGGUGCCGCUGAGUAUUUAUACUUUUUUAGAGUUUUGUCACCUGGUGGAGACAGAAACUCUCUGAAUGCUUURUGGGGGAAGCUUGCCUCRGAAAUCCUCAUGCAAAACUGGGACACGGCUUUGGAUGAUUUGAACAGACUAAAGGAAGUGAUUGAGGGAAAUACAUCUGCUGGAACACUACAACUACUGCAAGAAAGAACUUGGCUAAUCCAUUGGAGUUUGUUUGUGUUUUUCAAUCAUCCUAAAGGACGUGAUCUUAUUAUUGACUUAUUUCUUUACCAACCACAAUAUUUGAAUGCAAUUCAAACUAUGUGUCCACAUAUUCURAGAUAYUUAACCACAGCAGUUAUCACCAGCAAAAGACGUCGUCAAGUGCUUAAGGACCUGGUUAAGGUCAUACARCAAGAAUCAUACACAUACAGAGAUCCCAUCACAGAGUUCUUAGAAUGUCUAUAUGUGAACUUYGACUUUGAUGGAGCACAGACUAAGCUUAGGGAGUGUGAGACAGUUUUAGUAAAUGACUUCUUUCUUGUCGCUUGUCUGGAUGACUUUAUUGAGAAUGCAAGACUUUUCAUCUUUGAGACAUUCUGUAGAAUUCAUCAGUGUAUWAGUAUCAGUAUGUUGGCUGAUAAACUGAACAUGUCACCUGAAGAAGCUGAAAGAUGGAUUGUCAACCUUAUCAGGAAUGCUAAAUUAGAUGCAAAGAUAGACUCAAAACUAGGACAUGUAGUGAUGGGUGUCCAGGCCCCCUCAGUCUAUCAACAAAUCAUUGAGAAAACCAAAGGUAUUCAUUUUAAAACUCAAAUGUUGGCUGGAAACAUUGAGAARAAACUGUCAUCAGACAAGGGUGGAUAUGAUUCAUAUGGGAACUCUUGGAAUGCAUACGAUCCUCAGCAUUAUUGAUGACAGAGCCCUUAAACAGAUACCCUCGAAGAUGUGCUAGAUUAACUUUAUUCAAUGUUCAUUAGAAUGAAGAAAGUUAACCCAUGAUAUAGGUAUUAGAUUAGCCAAUGCUAGUACUGACAAUGUAUCUCACUAGAUAUAUAUAUUCAKAGUUGAAUUAACUGUGAUAUAUUGCAUUCCAAUAUGGAAAAUGGUGUAUAAUACACUUCACUAUUGAUGUAGUGUAUGCUAAUUUUUAUCAUCUUGUAUCUUGGAGGAUAUUUUGUUUAAAAUUAAAAAUUAUACAGAAUGCAGUUA